AUGUCUUGGGGUUACUACUUCAGGGACCUUCUUUGCAGUAACCACUGUAGCGACCUCACUAACGGGAACCACAGCAACCAUCUCCCGAGCGGUAGCCACUGCAGCCAUUUCCCAAACAGAAACGAAUGCAAGAAGCUCCCUUACGGUAUUUUUUGCAGCGACAUCCAUUAUGAUUACCACAGCAGCCAAAUCCCUAGUGGUAACCACUUCAGAGACUUCCCUGACGGUUUCCACUGCAGCAAUCUCUCUAGCGGUAAGCAUUGCAGGGUCCUCCCUAGCGGUAAGAUUUGCAGGGUCCUCCCUAGCGGUAACCACUGCAGCGACCUCCCUAGAGGUAACUACUGCAGCGACCUCCCUAGCGGUAAGCAUUGCAGCGACCUCCCUAGCGGUAACCACUUCAGGCACUUACUUAGCGGUAACCACUGCAGCAACCUCUCUUACGGUAGCCACUGCAGAACCUCCCUAGCGGUAACAACUUCAGCAACCUCCAUAGCGAUUACCACUGCUUCAACCUCCAUUGCCGUAACCAAUGCAGCAACAUACCUAGCGAUAUCCAUUGCAGCGACUUCUCUCUCGGAAACCACUGCAGCAACGUCCCUUGGUAACACAGCAGCAAUAUUCUUAUCGGUAACCACUGCAGCCAACUCCCUUAUGGUAACCACGGCAGCGACAUCAAUUAAGGUUACCCCAGCAGCCAUGUCCGUAGAAGGAACUACAGCAGCCAUCUCCCAAACGGUAAACACUGCAGCCACUUCCCUUACGAUAACCACUGCAGUCAUCUCCCUUACAACGACAUCCCUCAUGUUAACCACAAAAGCCUUCUUCCUAGCAGUAACCACUGCAGCCACCUCGCUAACGGUAACCACUGCAGCGACCUCCCUAGCGGUUACCACAGAAGUCAUCUCCUUAGCAGUAACAUAUGAAGCGACUUCCCUAACGGUAACCAAUGCAGCGACAUCCCUGAUUGUAAUUAUAGCAACCAUCUACACAGCGAAAUCCACUGCAGCGACCUCCCUAACGCUAACCUUUCCAGCCAUUUCCCUUUUGUGUUGCCACUGCAGUAAACGCUGCAACCAUCUCGCUAAUUGUAACCACUGA
Molecule: messenger RNA, 1098 nt
Organism: Dreissena polymorpha
Lineage: Eukaryota; Metazoa; Mollusca; Bivalvia; Myida; Dreissenidae
Product: serine-rich adhesin for platelets-like
Exons: 1
Coding region: 1-1098 (365 amino acids)
Source: RefSeq, a predicted model, not a curated record